Linderina pennispora is the source of this 3439-nucleotide messenger RNA. RefSeq lists its product as uncharacterized. The transcript has 3 exons. Bases 50 to 2998 code for a protein of 982 amino acids. NCBI's taxonomy places the organism in Eukaryota, Fungi, Kickxellomycota, Kickxellomycetes, Kickxellales, Kickxellaceae. Gene Ontology annotation, cellular component: actin cortical patch; nucleus; mating projection tip. Gene Ontology annotation, molecular function: protein binding; calcium ion binding. The record is from RefSeq and is a predicted model, not a curated record. Gene Ontology annotation, biological process: actin cortical patch assembly; endocytosis; endosomal transport.
CUGAAAGCAGCCUAUAUUCUUUUAAUUUUUACCCGAGGUCCAUUUGAAGAUGAAUGCCCAGCAAGGGUUUCCGCAACUGAGCUUUAUCCCAGCCACCGAUGCGCCCAACUACGCGCAGACGUUUUACAGCAGCGUGCAGCCCGGGGCUACCAGAAUCUCAGGCCAGACGGCUCGCACAAUCCUGGAGCAGUCAAAGCUGUCGACUCUGGAUCUGGGCAAGAUUUGGGAACUGUCAGACCCGCACCACGCCGGGUCGCUGUCGCUGCCAGAAUUCAUGCUGGCCUUGUUCUUGACACAGUGCCGCAUCAACGGCAAGACCGUUCCGCCUGCGCUGCCAUCCAAGAUUUCAGCUGAGAUCGAGGCUGCCAACAACGCUGCUGCCUCGGGAGGCUUUGCCCAGGCCAGUAUGCCCGUCCCGGCUCCUGGAUACCAGGCACAGCAACAGCCUCCAGUGCAGCCCCAGAUUCAGUCGCAGAUGCCUGCCCCCGGCUACCAGCAGCCACAGGCAAUGAAUGUUGCUAUGCCCACGCCCUCAUUCUACAGUGGCGGGCAGCAGGCACCAACGCUGGUUGCGCCCGCUGUUACAGUCCCUGCAGAUAUCUCACCUGUGCAAGACUUUGAGUCACGAUUCCCCGAUAUUGUCCCUAUGGGCGGCGUGGCCGCGUCACUGAGCAGCGCCAAGCAGUCGUUCCAGCAGAAUUUACUCAGCGGACGCAUCGGCGAGAGCGAGCACAAGUGGGCGAUCUCGACUUCAGAGAAGGCGCAGUACGAGGCUAUUUUCCGGCGCUGGGACCCAGGCCACCGCGGUGUGCUGAAGGGCGAGCAGGCACGCGAGGUGUUUGCGCAAUCUGGGCUUCCACAGCACGAGCUGGCAAAAGUCUGGAGUCUUGCCGACAUCAACAACCAGGGCGAGCUCAACCUGGACGAAUUCAGCGUUGCCAUGCACUUGAUCUUCCGCCGCAUCGCCGGAGAUCGCCUGCCGCAGGAACUACCGCAGGAACUGGUGCCGCGCAGCAGCAAGGACUUUAUGGACUCGCUGGUCAACAUGAAAGAGCAGCUGAUGUUCAAGGACUUUAAAAAGACACCCGUCAGGGUCACCACGCCCGUGCGCGCCUCCUCGGUUCCCGUUGAAGAAGACGAUGCCAGCUAUUCGGCAUACAAGAGCGCGAACCGCCGCCGCAACCAGGCUGGAUCGAGCCGUCACGGCACGUCGUCGGCGGAACCCACACCUGAGGCCACAGUGCCCGUCACUGCCGAGUCGGUCGAGCAGCUGCGUAAGAGCGUGCGCCAGCGCAAAGACGAGAUUGCGUCUCUCAAGGCCGGCAUCGAGUCAAGGCAGCAGUCUCGCACCGAGUCUCGCAUCUCCGCCCGCUGGCGCAUCGACGAGCUCAAGCGCGAGAUCGAGGACCUCCAUCGCACAAUCCAGACACACAAGCAGCUGGCCCGCCGUGCCAAGCUCGCUCGCGGCAUCGAUGAGCUGACAAAGGACCUACCAUCUCUGAUUACAGAGUACGAACGCCUGGCCACUGAGCUUGCCGAAACCAAGCGCGAUGUUGUGCGCAAGCGCGAUGCCAAGGAGAACCCCAGUCCUGGGGUUAACACCAGCGGGAUGUCGGAGAUGGAGGCGAGGGCUGCCCGGCUCGUCGCCCAGCGCAUGGCCGCGCUGACUGGUCAGGCACUCGACGAGGAUGGCAAGUCGAACGAGCGCAUCAAGCACGAGAUUGAGCGCGUCGAUAAGCAGCACCACGAGCAGCUGUACCGCGCAAAGGCUGUGCAGAAUGGCAUGGAAGAUGUCAAGCGAGAGAUUAACAAGUUUGAUCUCAGUGCCGCUUCGGCUGCCGAUACUAGCAAGUGGCAGGAGGGUGUUGGGCUCAAGAGCGAGGAAGUCAAGGAGUUGAUCGACCGCCUCAAGCGCAUCGAGAAGAUCACCAAGCCAAAGUUCACUCCGUCACCCGACAGUGUCUCGACGCUGCGCACCUCGGCGUUCUCUCCUGUCACCAGCCAGGGCAUGGGGGCUACUCAGCAGUCGUCAUCAGGUCCCAGCAUUGCUGAGCGCCUGGCACAGGCAAAGACUAAGCAGGAGCGGGACCAGCUGCUCAAGGACAUGGCGGAAGAGCGGUUCCGCGAACGCCAGCGUGCUCUGGGUCUCCCAGUGGACCCGGAGCCUGAAGCGAAGAAGCCAGAGCCGGCACAGCAAAACAGCAACCCGUUUGCUGCCGCCACUGCCAGCCAACAGCCAGUCGAGCCUACCCAAUCUACUGCUCCGUACAGCGGGCCAAAUUUUACCAACUCGCUCGAACUCGACAACUACAGCGACACUAGCUCAGAGGAGUGGGACAACGACUCGGAUGACGAGCCCGAAAAGCAUGCUACUGCUGCUGCUGUCGCUCCCGAAGCCUCCGCCAGCCCCACUGAACCAGCCGCCCAAGUACCUGAUCCAAACAACCCCUUCCAUGGUCUUAUCGCCGCCGCCUCUGCCGACGACAGUAAGACGCCUGCCGCAGCCAAAGAAGAGAGGCUCGACCACGACAACUACCAGCAGCUGCGUCUGCGUGCCCUCUAUCCGUACCAUCCUGACGGCGCCGACGAACUGCCCAUUGAGACUGGCGAUCUGGUUGAGACUAAGCCCGUGCCGCUCGGCCGCCCAUCGACGCUCGACCAUUCAGACGAAGGCUGGAUGUACGGUGUUAUUUUGAAGGAGGCAGAGAGCGAUUCCGGCGAUGGCUGGGAGCCCAGUGGCAAGAUCGGCUGGUUCCCGAAAGAUUAUGCUGAGACUCUGGGCGCCCCGGGAUCCCGCGGCUGGAACAAGACCAAAGCCCUGUUUGGUACCGCCAAAUACGACUAUGAGCCGCAGCAUGACGAUGAGCUGAAGGUUGCCGUUGGGGACCGCGUGAGGGUUGUGGAUGGCGACAAGGCCGAGAGCUGGUGGAAGGUGCGCAAGAUCGGCGACAAGAAGGAAGGAAUGCUGCCAGCCAUGUACAUCGACCUGGACGAGUAGUCACGAAGCCUUAGUAAUUCACAAUACAGCAUAUAUGGCAGUCAGCAGUGGUCACAUACAAGCCGCUCACUUGGAGAUGCAAUGUUCAACAUUUGAAACUAGAUCAUCAAGAACUCUACAUCCGCCUGAUAUAGGCAUCGGCCUCCGACUGAUUGGCUGGGUAUCUCUGGUGCAGCGGUCUCAAUCUGGCCUCCAGAACCGUCGAAUCCGAGUUGACCGCAGAUUCGUCAUCGCUGGGCUCCGGGAAUGCGAGCUGGUACGCUGACUUCUUGGUCGGCAUCGUAUCCAGCGACAGCACCUGAAGACCACUGUCACUAGAAGACUCUGUAUCAAUUUCCUGGCUUGGCUCGAUCCUGGCUUCCUUGUGCCGUGCCACCAGCGGAUAUUUCUUGGUCAGCUCCCUAUUGACUUCUUUGAUAACACGAACGACUGAAGGAUCGG